CCACCCUUGCUGGUAUAACCGUAACCCCACGUUUCUCCUCUAUAAAACGGGGCGUACAAAAAGCCCCGGUAGUCCGCGAGCCGUCGGGCCACGCGAUUUGGACGCCCGAACAAAAUUCCUUUACUCACUAGCCCAGUUUGAGUGGGCUAAAUAACCAGGUGCUUGUGUGCGUGCCACUUGGGUGUCCUUUAUCGGACACCUGAGGACCGGUCCCCCGGCAGCAGUAGUUGCGGGGAGCAACCCUAAUCUACAACUCCCCCUGGAAUAUUUUUAAAAAUUGAUGGUUGAUAUGUUGUGACUGAGCAAAAAUAUCGGUUGUUGCGACAACGAGCUGAGCGACCCCAGUGAAGAGUAAAGAGCGAACUGUGCAGCAUUAAGAAUUACAAGGAUUAUAGUUACUGCUUCGAGGAUCAUAAUCAGGCGUGGAUUACUACAAGACUGUUCGUACGGUUGGUCCGCGAUAUUAGCAUCACAAUCACAGCCUGUCUGCCUACCGCAGUCGCCAUGAGACCCUCAUGGCUCCUGGCGGUAUUGGCAGCGUAUGCGCUCCAAAGCGCUUCAGCAGAACUUCAACUGUACCCGAUUCGCAUAGACCCGAUAGGUCUUCAACAAUAUAAUGAAAUCGUUACCCAUGCGCAUCAUCUACAGAAGCGCAGCGCCACAAAAUUGGGUACUCGCGAUGCCGGAAAUUGGUGGGUAGAUUGGUGGAGAAACCACAUUCGCGACUCGGAAGAUUCACAGUCGGUACCAUAUGCCGCAGCCAACGAUCCCAGUGAACCAACCGGCGAGUCGACAGAUUUGGUUGAGGACAACACGAUUGAGCCAUCCUACCCCACCGUUCCUCCAAAGCGGCCCAACAACUACAGCCCUUCGUUUAGGCCCGCUCCACAGCCGUUUCGGCACCCGAGUCCAACUGUGCCACCAAAUCGUCCUAUUCCCAACUAUCAACCUCCCCCGCCGGCUUUCCGUCCAGCUCCACCUUCUCCGCCGCCACCGCUUUAUCGACCACCACUCAUACCACCUAUUCCUAGCUACCAGCCUCCACCUGCCCCACCUAGGCCAUACUCACCAGCGCCAGUACAUUAUCCUGCUCCCCCUCCUUCUCCUUCUCGAACAGUGCCACCCAGAAGGCCUAAUAACUAUACUCCUUCUGUAAGACCUGCGCCUCCCCCGAUUCCCAGACCUGCGCCUCCGCCGGCACCCAGACCUGCACCCUCGCCGGCACCUCCACCUCUGCCUCCCCUUGUACCAAGCCCAACAGCACCUCCUACUAAACCAAUUUAUCAACCCCUUCCUCCAGCUCCAGCGCCACCUUCUCCUGCGCCGGCGCCCAGCCCUGCACCACCACCACCACCUCCACCGGCACCUGUGCCAGCACCGCAGCCAGUUCCGCCUCCAGCUCCCAGACCACCCCCUCCUCCUCCACCGAUACCAACACCAGUGCCAACAGUUCCUCCUACUGUACCACAACCACUUCCGCCUGCUCCAAGGCCACCUCCCCCUCCACCGGUGCCAAUACCUAUUCCGCCCGCACAAGUUCCGAGCCUACCACCCCCUCCUCCUGCACCAAGGCCGCCUCCACCAGCUCCGAGCCUACCGCCCCCUCCUCCUGCACCAGUGCCAACAAUUCCCCCUAGUGGACCACAACCGAGCUAUCAGCCGCCACUUCCGCCGGUACCUACACCACUUCCACCACUACCCCCGGCGCCCAUACCUCCGCCGCCUCCCCCGGCACCUAGGCCUCCACCACCUCCCCCGGAACCUAGGCCUCUACCACCUCCCCCGGAACCUAGGCCUCUACCACCUCCCCCGGAACCUAGGCCUCUACCACCUCCCCCGGAACCUAGACCUCCACCACCUCCCCCGGCACCAAGGCCAGUGCCAACAAUUCCCCCUAGUAGACCACAGCCAAGCUAUCAGCCGCGC
Messenger RNA from Varroa destructor (honeybee mite), 1926 nucleotides. RefSeq lists its product as uncharacterized. Gene Ontology annotation, biological process: central nervous system formation; innate immune response. NCBI's taxonomy places the organism in Eukaryota, Metazoa, Arthropoda, Arachnida, Mesostigmata, Varroidae. Gene Ontology annotation, cellular component: extracellular region. The record is from RefSeq and is a predicted model, not a curated record. Gene Ontology annotation, molecular function: growth factor activity; Toll binding.